AUGACUCUGCGUAACACGGUCAUUCACGGGUUCGAAGAGGUGAUUGGUGGUGUUUCGGGUUUGUUCACGAGUGAAGUGAAAAGCAGCUGCUUCUCCUUCGCCUACCGUGUGAACACCGUUGCGCCUUACACUGUGGUAUACCCCGGGGGUAUCCUUGGGAGCAUUAUGAAGGGGCUCGUGCGUUCAUACUUCCUGGUGUUCCAGCAAUCGCUGAUAAACUUCAAGGGCAUAUUUGCGCUACUCAUCGGUAUUAUCUGCAAAACAAGAAUCAUACAAGCAGCCGUCAGCGCGAUCAAGCCUGUAUUCCGCUUGGCCAGACGCGGGGCGCGUGGCUUUCAGAUGUUCAGGUCAAAAACAAUCGCCAUGAGGGGAGACCCGGUGGGCCAGGGCGUCAUAGACCGUUUGUUCAAGCGAGAGGCAGUCGUUCUCACUACCAUUCUUUUCCAAAUGCACGCAGUUGACGUGCAGCAACAGUACACGGAGGCUGAGGAAAUCAAGAGUGCCCUAUCAGGCGCCGGGGGAUCGUGGGCUCUCGCCGAAGCGCUCAAGAGUGGCAGUUUGGACCGCGCCACGGAGCCCGCGCCGGAGAACGCAGAGGGUGCGCCACAGGAAAGGCCUGCUGCGGACGCGUCUGUGGAGAACUUGCUAGAAGAUGCACUGGAGUUCUUCGAUAACGCUCACCCCGAGGCGUCAGGAGGAGAUGAGGCCCUUACAACGGUGCAAAAGAUGAAGUUGCUGGCGCAGAGCUGCAGGAAGAACCGGCGUUUUGUGGAGACCUACGAGAAGAGGCAUUACGACUAUACAAAACGGUUGAUCAUUCAAAUGGUGCGCGUUUUGAAAUAUUAUUUCAAGUACUUCAAGUCAUACAUUGCUGACAUCCUCUCCAUCUUCUACGAGUCGGCCAUAGUGAUGCUCGAAACGAAGAUCAACGAUUCAGUCGGUGCAGCCGAAGGGUCUAACAGUCCUGCAGACGAAAUGGUAGCAGCUGAAGCGCGUCAUGCAGCAAGGAGAAGUGCUGCACAAUCAGCAACAGAUGAAACCCAACUCCCCAGGAAACUCUUCAGGGUGCCAAAGUUCGCAGAGGAAGCCACAAGGCUAGCAAACGGGUUCUUUGAAGCCACUGGAGCGUUUUCGCUGUUUGAAAUCGCCAAUGAGGAGACGGGUCCUGCAGCUGAGCUUCGUGAUAUGGCUCUUCGUUUGUUGACGACAGCUGACAGGGAGAUGCGCAAGGGCUUGGGUGAAAUAUACAAACGGUUCCUCAACAGUCAGGUUCUCUUGUCUCGAGUGGAGAAGAACAAAGAGCGUAUUCGCGUGUUUGAUCUCAUUGCCAAGUGUCAGACGCCGCUGGAGGAGAAAACAGAAGAAGAAAAACGAGUCUGCGGCACAACAGUUACAAGCGAGAUUGAUCCCGAUGAAUUCAUUGCAAAGGCACUGGCGGCUCUCAACCUUCCUAUUGCCUCUCCCGAAGAUGAUAUUGCAUUCCACUCCACUGGAGACGUCACGCGCGUCUUCGAGGCUUGGGAGAAAUCCGCAACAGCGAAAAGACAGGCGGGAAUCGCCAGAAUUGCUCAGCUUGCUGGGGAAACAAGCUCCAGUGCGGUGUUCCUCACCCACAUGCGUCGGGCUGUCUACGAAAAGCUAACCUUCCGCCGGUUUGACUACGUUGAGGGAACCGGCAAGCUCGUCCUCUACGACGAAAACGGGAGAAGCUUGACCUUCACUGGUCUCGUCGCUCCUGUCCGAGACCAAAGCGGCAAAAGAGUGUUCAAGCCAGAUCCCCUAGACUGCACCAGCACCUUUACGGUGAAUGAGGGGAACAAAGGAACUCUGUCGUUCUAUGUGCUUGUUGACUCACGACGGGGCCAUGGUGGAGCACCGCAAGAGCAACAUAGCUUCUCCGAGCGUGAGCUGGCCCCUGCAAUUACUGUGCGGGGGUCUAUUCAAUAUGAUGAUACGAGAAAAGAACUACUCAGCAUUCAAAAUGACCCCAAUGCUAUCAGAGAUACAGUUGUCGCACACUUCGUAGACAAACGAGGACGCGUCGCUGCAGAGACGCUGGCCGGAGUGCUGAUGCUUCUGCACCGCCGCCUCCCUAUCUUCUGGAAGAGGAGCCCGGUUGAAUUUAUGCAGAAUCUGACGCCGAAGAUGUUUUUCGACAUUCUUUUCGUGCUGUCUACCCAGGCCUACGAUCAGGCGGAGGCCACGGUGCAGCUCGAUGGAAAGCUGUAUACAUUCCCGAAGUCUUUCAGUGCUAUGAAGGACAUUGUGCUGAGUUCAUUGAACAGAGCAAUUGUUCGCAUGCAUAGUUUGAACGCCUCGGACGCAGCUCUUCUUAUUGCCAUGGGUACUGUACACUUCGCCUACAAGAAGAUUCAGAAACACAGAACAGGCAGAACAUCCACAAUGCACCUCUUCCUCCGGGAGGUCAACCAUCUCAUGAACAUCCUAAAGACUCAACCAGACCAACUCAAAACCCUUUAUCCCGAAUGUGAAUUCCUAUCAAAUUGGGAAACACCUCAAGAAGAAGGAGUGCUGAAGUGCGCCAUCUUCCGAUUCAUGAAGAUAGGAUCCCUAACAAGCCUUGGGGAGGCGCAGGAGGAGAUCGUGACGUACGUCACAGCCUUUGUACACAAACUGAGCGAACUGAAGGGCCAGGAAACAUGGACUUCGUAUUUGAAUUUGGAUUAUUUCCUAGGUGGCGCAAAGAUGUACGGGAAAACAGCAGCGAAAUACAGGUUUGAGGUGCUGUACAACCAAAUCAACGACAUUCCCGGAACAGAAGAAGAAGAAACCGAGUUGGCUAACCUCAUGAAAAAACUCCAUCCAUCGCUUGCAGGCUACAGACCACCAAGGCCCAAGAAAAAAGAAGGAAUCUUACAAAUGCUCAAACGAUUCAAAGACAACUUCAAGGUGCUCCCACAAAAACUACAGGGAAAACUCAUAUCACCUAAAGUCAUUCAAGGUCCCCACUUCAUGAGCGCCCUGAAAUACGCUGAGGUUACUACCUACCCGGAUCUGAACAGCAGCCGAGAUGUGUUCAUAGAGGUAUCGGACUUAGAAGAAUUCAGCAGAGUUUUGUUGACUCUCGAGACAGUCGCCGGCACACUCGAUAGCCCACAAAGCAUGUACAACACCGUCACUCAAAUCAGGGCAACUCCAGCCUUCACUGCCUCAGCAAAAGAGGAGCACGGCAAGUUGAUAGAACGAGCUCGUUUAUUGGGGAAGGAGGUGGUGAAGGUUGCAGCGGGUUGGAUACUGAAGACUGCCGGGGGCACCGGGAUCACCAUGGCUUUGGGCCUCUUAGCGCUGCACGAUACAGGGGGCAUCUUCACUGACAAGGCGCUGCAGCUGCGGUAUCUCACCUCCGAGGCCCUCGCAUACCUCAACUCCUCACUGGACUUGGCUUACGUACUCAAAAACCUCCCCCCACAAACAAAAAGAGAUGCAGAAUUAAUGCGCUUCUCUAUGAGCGCUGGGGGCCCGAAUUCGUUUGUUGUGAAGGCUCAGUCUGAGCCUCGGGGUUUGGGUCUGAAUACCGCAGAUGCUGUGAAGGUGGAGGAGGCUCUACUGCGUGUUGAGGAGGCUGGGGUUUGGGAGGGCGGAUCCAACUCAGAGAAAUGUUCUGCUCUGAUUAGCUCCGUCUUGCGUGACCCCAUCAGCCCAACAAGUUCUCUGCCUCAUGAAGUCCUACUGACAUCGGAUGCGUUUGGUUUAUGUUUCCUUCUCUUGCGGCUACGUUCUUAUAUCAGUGCUGAGAGGGACACUGUCACAAUUGAUGAGUUGCUGCAGACAGUUUAUAUUGAUGGGCUGCCGCUGGUACAACACUUGGAUUUCUUGCAACAGAGACGGGCAGAUAUGGAUGAAAGAAAGCUGCGAGUGAAACUCAUAACUCCUUUCUUGCGUCUUCUGCUUCUUACUACUGUUGAGAGUCUGGGUAAUAACCUAGGUGGUAUCAGCUUCAGAUCCUAUGAUGCAGAGGCCAAGAUGAUCUCUUUCCAGUAUACACUGCAGGAUGUCUCACCCCAACUGGCUCCAGCAGAAGUACUCGCCUAUGCCGCCGAUCUCCUUCUCGGGUCUCAUACAGACAGACGACACCGCUUUAUCACUUUUGCUUUCGAAGGUCCCCAGUUCCUUAUGGAUUGGUACCGCUAUGUCGAGCCAGAGAAACUUCGUGCUUACGUUGAUGCCGCUCGUGCACAGAGGAAAGAGUUGCUAGGGAGGCAGCAGUGA
Messenger RNA from Eimeria mitis, 4230 nucleotides. RefSeq lists its product as uncharacterized. Lineage: Eukaryota; Apicomplexa; Conoidasida; Eucoccidiorida; Eimeriidae. The record is from RefSeq and is a predicted model, not a curated record.